Molecule: messenger RNA, 1215 nt
Organism: Knipowitschia caucasica
Lineage: Eukaryota; Metazoa; Chordata; Actinopteri; Gobiiformes; Gobiidae
Source: the annotation of a GenBank genome assembly
AUGACCACCUUUUGUGAUUCGCGACACUGCGCUGCACACCUCGACCUGCACUUCCUCCUCCUGCUGCUGCUGCUGCUGCUGCUGCUGCUGGAUAAUUUGUCAGCUGCCUCGGGAGUUCAGGAGAGGACAGAAACUGCAGUCUCUGGAUUAGUCUCUUGUCCCGUCAAGCUGCAGCAUCGUGGGAAAGCGCACCACUGGCCUGAGCUGGAGCUGGGUGGAGCAGUGACCGCCUGUAGCAUGAUGUCCUACCUCAAACAGCCUCCCUACGGCGUCAACGGCCUGGGGCUGAGCGGGGCCGCCAUGGACCUGCUGCACCCGUCCGUGGGCUAUCCGGCGAACCCGAGGAAGCAGCGGCGGGAGCGCACCACGUUCACCCGCUCCCAGCUCGACGUCCUGGAGUCCCUGUUCGCAAAGACCCGGUAUCCGGACAUCUUCAUGCGUGAGGAGGUGGCGCUCAAGAUCAACCUGCCCGAGUCAAGAGUGCAGGUGUGGUUCAAAAACAGGAGGGCCAAAUGUCGGCAGCAGCAGCAGAGCGGCAGUAGCACCAAAGCCAGGCCUCCAAAGAAGAAGUCGUCCCCUGCCCGAGAGAGCACGGGUUCAGAGAGCAGCGGUCAGUUCACUCCUCCUGCCGUGUCCAGCGCGGGCUCCUCCUCCUCGUCCUCCACAAACCACAGUGGUCCGGCCCUGAGCACCUCCACUUCCAUCAGCACUGUGUCCUCCAUCUGGAGCCCCGCCAUCUCUCCAGGAAACGCCCCUGCCCCGGCUGUGGCCCCCCUGCCUGAGCCCGGACCGCCCUCUAACGCCUCCUGUAUGCAGCGCUCCAUGUCGGGCUCUGCCACCGCAGCCACCUCAUACCCCAUGUCCUACAACCAGACGGCGGGCUACGGCCAGGGCUACCCCCCCUCCAGCUCCUACUUCAGCAGUGUGGACUGCAGCUCCUACCUGGCCCCCAUGCACUCACACCACCACCCACACCAGCUCAGCCCCAUGACGGCCUCCUCCAUGUCGGGACACCCCCAUCACCACAUCAGCCAGUCCUCAGGGCACCACCACCACCACCACCAGGCCUAUGGAGGCUCGGGGCUGGCCUUCAACUCUUCUGACUGCCUGGAUUACAAAGAGCAGAGCGCAGCCUCCUCGUGGAAACUCAACUUUAAUGCCACAGACUGCUUGGACUACAAGGACCAAGCCUCCUGGAGGUUCCAAGUCUUAUGA